AUGAUUUCGAGGUACCAGAUAAUCAUCUGUGCUCUUUUGCUUUUUGGCGCGGUUUUAUUCUAUGAAACAAUGGCGCAAGUGGAUGGUUACACACCUGGCGUAGACUAUCCAAUUUACAAUUCGGUGCCGUUCGGACUUGCGUUUACCUGUGGAGGAAAGUUACCUGGAUACUAUGCUGAUCCCGAGGCCAGAUGUCAGGUGUGGCAUUGGUGCUUGCCAAAUGGACGUCAGUUCAGUUUCCUUUGCCCAAAUGGUACAGUGUUUAGUCAAACUACUCGCGUUUGUGACUGGUGGUUUAAGGUCGAUUGUAAUGAUUCACCGAGACUUUACGGCAACAACGAUGAACUUUACAGAGAUGUGAAUGGAAAUAAAAUCUAA
Messenger RNA from Atta colombica, 378 nucleotides. RefSeq lists its product as uncharacterized. The transcript has 4 exons. NCBI's taxonomy places the organism in Eukaryota, Metazoa, Arthropoda, Insecta, Hymenoptera, Formicidae. Gene Ontology annotation, cellular component: extracellular region. The record is from RefSeq and is a predicted model, not a curated record. The coding region runs from base 1 to 378 and encodes 125 amino acids. Gene Ontology annotation, molecular function: chitin binding.